GACAGACAGGUGAGAGAGGGAGAGAGAGGUGAGGGGGAGAGAAAGAUAGAGAGACGGGUGAGUUUUUAUUUCAUCUGAAAUAAUAUUCUGUUUAUAUUUUAUAAAAAAGGAGUUUCUGGAGUUUUUCAAGUUUUUUUUAAUUAUAAAUAUUUUUCUAUUAGUUGAAAGAAUCUCAAGUUUUUAUUGUAAAUAUUUUUGGACCAGAUGAAGACUACAGCUCCCAGCAUGCCCUGCAGCAGCUCUACAGUGGACCAGAUGAGGACUACAGCUCCCAGCAUGCCCUGCAGCAGCUCUACAGUGGACCAGAUGAAGACUACAGCUCCCAGCAUGCCCUGCAGCAGCUCUACAGUGGACCAGAUGAGGACUACAGCUCCCAGCAUGCCCUGCAGCAGCUCUACAGUGGACCAGAUGAGGACUACAGCUCCCAGCAUGCCCUGCAGCAGCUCUACAGUGGACCAGAUGAGGACUACAGCUCCCAGCAUGCCCUGCAGCAGCUCUACAGUGGACCAGAUGAGGACUAGAGCUCCCAGCAUGCCCUGCAGCAGCUCUACAGUGGACCAGAUGAGGACUACAGCUCCCAGCAUGCCCUGCAGCAGCUCUACAGUGGACCAGAUGAGGACUACAGCUCCCAGCAUGCCCUGCAGCAGCUAUACAGUGGACCAGAUGAGGACUACAGCUCCCAGCAUGCCCUGCAGCAGCUCUACAGUGGACCAGAUGAGGACUACAGCUCCCAGCAUGCCCUGCAGCAGCUCUACAGUGGACCAGAUGAGGACUACAGCUCCCAGCAUGCCCUGCAGCAGCUCUACAGUGGACCAGAUGAGGACUAGAGCUCCCAGCAUGCCCUGCAGCAGCUCUACAGUGGACCAGAUGAGGACUACAGCUCCCAGCAUGCCCUGCAGCAGCUCUACAGUGGACCAGAUGAGGACUAGAGCUCCCAGCAUGCCCUGCAGCAGCUCUACAGUGGACCAGAUGAGGACUAGAGCUCCCAGCAUGCCCUGCAGCAGCUCUACAGUGGACCAGAUGAGGACUACAGCUCCCAGCAUGCCCUGCAGCAGCUCUACAGUGGACCAGAUGAGGACUAGAGCUCCCAGCAUGCCCUGCAGCAGCUCUACAGUGGACCAGAUGAGGACUACAGCUCCCAGCAUGCCCUGCAGCAGCUCUACAGUGGACCAGAUGAGGACUACAGCUCCCAGCAUGCCCUGCAGCAGCUCUACAGUGGACCAGAUGAGGACUACAGCUCCCAGCAUGCCCUGCAGCAGCUCUACAGUGGACCAGAUGAGGACUACAGCUCCCAGCAUGCCCUGCAGCAGCUCUACAGUGGACCAAAUGAGGACUACAGCUCCCAGCAUGCCCUGCAGCAGCUCUACAGUGGACCAGAUGAGGACUACAGCUCCCAGCAUGCCCUGCAGCAGCUAUACAGUGGACCAGAUGAGGACUACAGCUCCCAGCAUGCCCUGCAGCAGCUCUACAGUGGACCAGAUGAGGACUACAGCUCCCAGCAUGCCCUGCAGCAGCUCUACAGUGGACCAGAUGAGGACUAGAGCUCCCAGCAUGCCCUGCAGCAGCUCUACAGUGGACCAAAUGAGGACUACAGCUCCCAGCAUGCCCUGCAGCAGCUCUACAGUGGACCAGAUGAGGACUACAGCUCCCAGCAUGCCCUGCAGUGGACCAGAUGAGGACUACAGCUCCCAGCAUGCCCCUCAGUACCUGCUCCCACCAGCUCCAGGCACUGGUCCUUGGUCAUGUUGG
Molecule: messenger RNA, 1749 nt
Organism: Trematomus bernacchii (emerald rockcod)
Lineage: Eukaryota; Metazoa; Chordata; Actinopteri; Perciformes; Nototheniidae
Product: formin-like protein 6
Exons: 2
Source: RefSeq, a predicted model, not a curated record